AUGAAGCGCUUCAUGAAAACAAGCUUCAGAGGUUACUGCCUCAUCGUGACGAUCCUUCCAAAGCUACAAACCGCAGUUCUGUGCACAACCUUCCCCAAGCACAAACUCGACGACGCUGAGUGGUCCGUGUUGAGCCUAGGCCUCAACUACAACCUGGCUCCACAGCCUGAUGUAAAAAAGGUAGUGUGCGCUGUGGAAAGUGCGGUCAUGUGUGUGGAUCCUUCUCGCCGUGAUGAAGCACGUACCCGUGUCGUCGGUGUGCUUUCGAAGCUACGCCGGAAUCAAGAGUUUGAUCCUUUGUCGCCCGAGGAACGCAAGGCACUAAAAAGACUGCGUGACAAUAAGGAUAUCGUUAUACUCCCCGCCGAUAAGGGAAACGCCACUGUCGUGUUGGACACACAAGACUACGAAAACAAGAUGCGACUCAUGCUCGAGGACGAUCGAACGUACGUUCCCCUGAAUCGUGAUCCCACUGCAAAAGUGCAAAGGGACUUGCAGAAGCUACUGGCUGACGGAUUUCGGUUUGUGCCUCCUCAGCAGAAGUCGCUGUAUUUUUCUCUUCUGUGUAACAAUGGCUCCGCUCCCGCUCUGUACGGAUUACCCAAGAUACACAAGGAGGGCGUCCCUAUGCGCCCAAUUGUCGACUUCACCCGCUCGCCUCUCCACAAGUUAUCGAAUUACCUUCACAGGAUUAUCUCCCCUUUGGUCGGAAAAACUGAAACGCACGUACGGAACUCGUACGACUUUAUUGAAAAGGUUCGCAACACGGUCCUACAUGACGACGAGAUCAUGGUGUCCUUCGAUGUGAAGUCACUUUACACAAGCGUGCCCAUUGACUUCGCCGUCAAGGUCUGCACUGACGCUCUCGAAUCGGACCCAAGUCUUCCAGAAAGGACACCGCUCGAGGCUCCAGAUCUCAGCAGACUUCUAGAGUUUUGUCUGAGCAACACAUACCUCACGUUCCAGAAAAAGUUCUUCAAACAAGUCCAUGGAACCGCAAUGGGAGCCUCGAUCUCAGUCACCGCAGCGAACUUGGCAAUGGAGUCACUGGAGUCCCGUGCCCUGUCUAGUUUCAACCCACGUCCAAGGGUAUUCCUACGCUACGUGGACGACUGUUUCUCAGUGGUUAAGAAGUCUGCUUUGAGUGCUUUUCUUCUGCACCUUAAUAGCAUGGAUCCAGCCAUACAGUUCACGACAGAGGAAGAAGUUAAUGGUCGUCUGCCAUUUUUGGACGUGCUCGUGAAACGCGACGGCAGUAGUUUGUCGUUCAGUGUCUUCAGGAAGGAAACUCACACUGGCAAGUACCUAAGUUUCAGCUCUGUGCACCCGAUGUGUCAGAAGAAGUCGGUGGUCGCUUCACUCGUACGUAGGGCGGAGAAACUUUCCUCAACUCCGGAGAACCAAGCGGCCGAGCUAGCCACGAUACGCCGUGACCUCUCAUCUUCGGGCUACCCCAGUUCGUUCAUUCAAGCUGUUAAAAAGAGCCUAGCUCAUCCUACGCCAAAUGACUCUCAACAAUACAAUGACAAGGGGAAGAGAAAAAGGAUUCCUGUGCCGUACGUCCCCGGCAUAAGCGAAAGUUUGUCCCGAAUCCUUCGGGGGUAUGAAGUCGACGUCGCUUCACGUGCCUACGCGCAAGCUCAGACAAGCUGUGGGGACGGUGAAAGACAAACUCGAUAA
This is a messenger RNA of Rhipicephalus sanguineus (brown dog tick), 1680 nucleotides long. RefSeq lists its product as uncharacterized. Lineage: Eukaryota; Metazoa; Arthropoda; Arachnida; Ixodida; Ixodidae. The coding region runs from base 1 to 1680 and encodes 559 amino acids. The record is from RefSeq and is a predicted model, not a curated record. The transcript has a single exon.